AAAUCCUUUAUACUGACACUGAGAAGAUAAUUUUAUCGGGAAAUAAGAAUACUUUAAGUAUUUCAUUAAUUAUGUAUCAACGCUCAAACAAAAACACUUGUAUGCAUCAAAAACCUCAGGUUCGCCGGGGUAAAUGCAUUAAAAAGGGACAAAUUUUAGCGGAUGGUGCUGCUACAGUUGGUGGGGAACUCGCUUUGGGGAAAAAUAUAUUAGUGGCUUAUAUGCCAUGGGAAGGAUACAAUUUUGAAGAUGCAGUACUCAUUAGUGAGUGUCUAGUAUAUGGUGAUAUUUAUACUUCUUUCCACAUACGGAAAUAUGAAAUUCAGACGCAUGUGACAACCCAAGGUCCUGAAAGGAUCACUAAGGAAAUACCGCAUCUAGAGGGCCGUUUACUCCGAAAUUUAGACAAAAAUGGAAUUGUGAUGCUAGGAUCGUGGGUUGAAACGGGCGAUAUUUUAGUAGGUAAAUUAACGCCUCAGGUGGCGAAAGAAUCCUCGUAUGCUCCGGAAGAUAGAUUAUUACGGGCCAUACUUGGCAUUCAGGUAUCGACUUCAAAAGAAACUUGUUUAAAAUUGCCUAUAGGUGGUAAAGGUCGAGUUAUUGAUGUGAGAUGGGUUCAGAAAAAGGGGGGUCAAGUUAUAACCCCGAAAUAAUUCGUGUAUAUAUUUCACAGAAACGUGAAAUCAAAGUAGGUGAUAAAGUAGCCGGAAGACAUGGAAAUAAAGGUAUCAUUUCAAAAAUUUUGCCUAGACAGGAUAUGCCUUAUUUGCAAGACGGGAGACCCGUGGAUAUGGUCUUCAACCCAUUAGGAGUACCCUCACGCAUGAAUGUAGGACAGAUAUUUGAAUGCUCGCUUGGGUUAGCAGGAAGUUUGCUAGAUAGACAUUAUCGAAUAGCCCCUUUUGAUGAGAGAUAUGAACAAGAGGCUUCGAGAAAACUCGUAUUUUCUGAAUUAUAUGAAGCCAGUAAGCAAACAGCCAAUCCAUGGGUAUUUGAACCCGAGUAUCCAGGAAAAAGCCGCAUUUUUGAUGGAAGAACGGGAGAUCCUUUUGAACAGCCUGUGAUAAUAGGAAAGCCCUAUAUCUUGAAAUUAAUUCAUCAGGUUGAUGAUAAAAUACACGGACGUUCUAGUGGACAUUAUGCACUUGUUACACAACAACCCCUUAGAGGCCGUUCUAAGCAGGGGGGUCAGCGGGUAGGCGAAAUGGAGGUUUGGGCUCUAGAGGGGUUUGGUGUUGCUCAUAUUUUACAAGAGAUGCUUACUUAUAAAUCUGAUCAUAUUAGAGCUCGCCAAGAAGUACUUGGUACCACUAUCAUUGGAGGAACAAUACCUAAACCAGAAGAUGCUCCAGAAUCUUUUCGAUUACUUGUUCGAGAACUACGAUCUUUGGCUCUGGAACUGAAUCAUUUCCUUGUAUCUGAGAAGAAUUUCCAGAUUCAUAGGAAGGAAGUUUAAUCGGAAUGAAUCACAAAAUUUCUUAUAUGAUCGAUCGGUAUAAACAUCAACAACUCCGAAUUGGAUUAGUUUCUCCUCAGCAAAUAAGUGCUUGGGCCACUAAAAAAAUACCUAAUGGAGAGAUAGUUGGAGAGGUGACAAAACCCUAUACUUUUCAUUACAAAACCAAUAAACCGGAAAAA
Molecule: messenger RNA, 1638 nt
Organism: Raphanus sativus (radish)
Lineage: Eukaryota; Viridiplantae; Streptophyta; Magnoliopsida; Brassicales; Brassicaceae
Product: DNA-directed RNA polymerase subunit beta
Exons: 1
Coding region: 611-1456 (281 amino acids)
Biological process (GO): DNA-templated transcription
Molecular function (GO): DNA binding; ribonucleoside binding; DNA-directed RNA polymerase activity
Source: RefSeq, a predicted model, not a curated record